UCUUAAUUAGCUUUUCUCCCAGUAAUUUUUUCUCCCACCUCCCUCUCUCUCAUAUAAACCCCCACUGCAGAUACGAACAGACGCACACACACCACCGCACCGCAAGCCCAAGGCGGAGCAGCAGCGAGAGCUAGCUUGCAGCAGCAAAGCCAUACUCUGAUACAUACUCCUUCCUCCUCGUGCACCCACCACUGCACGCAGCCAUGGCGCCCGCUCGGGAGCUCCAAGAAACCUCCUCGUCUUCCUCGUCGUCGACGUCGUCGUAUACGACCAGCUCCACGUCCAUGUCGUGCUCGUCCACCGUCACGGACUCUUCGUCUUGUCCCUCCUCGCCGGCCAAUGCUGCCGCGGCAAAGGCGCCGCGCAAGCGGCAGCUGGACGAGGAAGAAGGUGGGCAGGAGGAGGGGAAGACGACGACGACGACGACGACCAAGAAGAAGAGCAAGCGGAGCAGCGACGGGAAGCACCCGGUGUACCGCGGCGUGCGGAUGCGGGCGUGGGGCAAGUGGGUGUCGGAGAUCCGCGAGCCGCGCAAGAAGUCGCGCAUCUGGCUCGGCACCUUCCCCACCGCCGAGAUGGCCGCGCGCGCGCACGACGUCGCCGCGCUCGCCAUCAAGGGCGCCCGCUCCGCGCACCUCAACUUCCCGGAGCUCGCCGACGUCCUCCCGCGCGCCGCCUCGCCGGCGCCCAAGGACGUGCAGGCCGCCGCCGCAUUGGCCGCCGCGUUCACGUCUUCUUCGCCGCCCUUGUCCACCGAUCAGUCGGAGGAGGAGGAGGGCCUUAUCCAAGAGGAGAUCGUCAAGAACAACGAAGCCAGCGCGGGCGCUACCGCACAGACGGAGUCUGCUGGCACGCCGACGAGCGGCGGCGCCGCUGAGCAGGCCGACGAGGAAGAGCUGCAGCUGUUCGACCUGCCGGACCUGCUCAUGGACAUCGAGGACGGGUUCGGGUUCUCCACCAUGUGGGCUCCGCUCCCCGACGUCGAGGAGGUCAAUGCAGACCUCCGGCUCGAGGAGCCACUCCUUUGGGAGUAGCAGAUGCUUGCGAAGACUAGAUGAUCAUCAAUAUACUAGGAGUACUUAAUUGCUAGUGUAAUCUCUUCUUUGCCUUUUUUCUCCUCCUUUUUUUACUACUAGUGUUUUUUUAGUUUGCCUUUUCUUUUUCUUUUACUUUGUUGGUUUAAUAAGCACAAGGGAGUACGUAGUGAUAUAUACAUAUGCAAAAGAAAGUUUGCUGCUA
Messenger RNA from Hordeum vulgare subsp. vulgare (domesticated barley), 1239 nucleotides. RefSeq names its product ethylene-responsive transcription factor ERF039-like. The record is from RefSeq and is a predicted model, not a curated record. Bases 204 to 1034 code for a protein of 276 amino acids. NCBI's taxonomy places the organism in Eukaryota, Viridiplantae, Streptophyta, Magnoliopsida, Poales, Poaceae. Gene Ontology annotation, biological process: regulation of DNA-templated transcription. The transcript has a single exon. Gene Ontology annotation, molecular function: DNA binding; DNA-binding transcription factor activity.